AUGGCACCGCAGAAGAUCAAGCAAUGGAAGUCCGGUCAGGAUGGUCUGGACAAGCUGUACAUGGAAGAGGCGGAUAUCCCUACACCAGGCGAGGAUGAAGUGCUCGUCGAGAUCCAUUCCGUCUCACUGAACUACAGGGACACAGAGGUUUGCAUGGGCCUCUACAACCACCACAAGCAAGUUGAGCAGCCUCCCGCCAUAGUUCCCGGUAGCGACAUGUGCGGCAUCGUGGUUGCUGUGGGCCCUUCCUCCAACAACACAAGUGACCUUUACAAGAACCCGGCCUUUGCCCUCAAAGAAGGUGACCGCGUCGUUUCGACUUUCGCGCAAACCCACAUCACUGGCCAAGUGCAAGCGCGCGACAUGACCAACGGCCUCGGCAACCCACUUCCCGGUGUCCUCACACAGUACCGCGUCUUCCCCACCUACGGCCUGCUCAAGGUGCCCGAGUACCUCUCUUUCGACGAAGCAGCAUGUCUGCCUAUCGCAGCAGUGACAGCCUGGAUGAGUCUGAACUGCAUGCGCCCCAAGGGUGAAAUCAUUGGUACCGGCGAAACCGUUGUAUGCCAAGGUACCGGUGGUGUCUCGAUAUCGGCAGCGCAAAUCGCUAGCGCAGCAGGUGCUGACGUUAUCAUCACAUCCUCGUCCGACGAGAAGCUGACACGCGCAAGGAAGCUCGGCGCAAAAGAUGGCAUCAAUUACCGCAACACGCCAGCUUGGGACGAUGAGGUUUUGAAACUGACGAAUGACCGCGGCGCAGAUGUCGUUAUCGAAGUCGGUGGGGCGCAAACACUGCGCAAGUCUUUUGAAGCUGUUCGUUUCGGUGGGCUGAUCGCUUGCAUUGGCUACCUUUCUGGCAAGCAGGAUGCAGAGGGUGACAGGACGAACACCAACUUGCUGUGUUUGAAGAGGAACGUUACGCUCAAGGGCAUUAUCAAUGGCCCACGCGACGAGUUCGAGAGGAUGCUGAAAUUCUAUGAUGAGAAGAAGAUCAAGCCUGUCGUGGAUAAGGUGUGGAAGUUUGAAGAGGCAGAUAAAGCACUCCAGUACCUGUUCAGCGGUGGGCACUUUGGUAAGGUCGUCAUCAGGGUUAAGGAGUAA
Messenger RNA from Macroventuria anomochaeta, 1101 nucleotides. Its product is annotated as NAD(P)-binding protein. Gene Ontology annotation, molecular function: oxidoreductase activity. Bases 1 to 1101 code for a protein of 366 amino acids. NCBI's taxonomy places the organism in Eukaryota, Fungi, Ascomycota, Dothideomycetes, Pleosporales, Didymellaceae. The record is from RefSeq and is a predicted model, not a curated record. The transcript is spliced from 2 exons.